This is a messenger RNA of Fonsecaea monophora, 3036 nucleotides long. RefSeq lists its product as hypothetical. The record is from RefSeq and is a predicted model, not a curated record. NCBI's taxonomy places the organism in Eukaryota, Fungi, Ascomycota, Eurotiomycetes, Chaetothyriales, Herpotrichiellaceae. The coding region runs from base 1 to 3036 and encodes 1011 amino acids. The transcript has a single exon.
AUGGCCGAUGAGUUCGAAGAUUGGAAGGAGGCGACCUCUGAAUUUCUUGUGGAAUGCCAAGAAAGUGCAGUGCUUGAAAGGCUCAGAGGCGUCAUUCAGCGGAGUCUUCUAGCACUGGAGAAUUUGAAGCGUCCUGAACGCCCUCUGAAGGACUUUGAUGAAGCAAUCUCAACAUCUUUGGAUGCAUACGAAAUGCUGGAGAGUUUUGGAUCCGCGGACGGCGAAAAGGCAGGUGGGAAUCUAUUGCGGAAGGUCACCACACUCCUAUCAGUCUUGUAUUACCGCAGAGCGGCGAACUUUCCGUCCUCGAAGCAUGAUAAAAAAGCUGUUGAGUUUCAAACCCAGGCUGUUGCCAGUCAGGAUACCGGUGGCGGUGAUCCGGUACCCAGAGCUAGACACACAUCCCUCUUUGCUGCGAUGCUGGCUGGCCAACACGAGAGACUUGCGUAUACUCUGGACAAUCAUGGCAUGCAAGAAGCUUUAAGCUAUUCGUGUUACAGCAUCAGAUAUCUUCAGAAAUAUCUGACCCGUCCGGAUGAAUUCUCUGAUUUUCCUCAGUACACCGCCCCAAGACGUUUCAAAUCUCCAUUCGAUGCUGCGGCCGAACAUGAGUCUUCAAUCAACUCUGGCAGGCUGUUAUGGGCAGCAAAACAGACUACUUCAGUAAUCAUCGAUAUUUGUGCCACCCAUAGUACAGUGUUACUAUCACACUUCCAAGCUACAAGCGACUCGCGCAGUCUUUCCGAGGCUUUGGCAUAUUCGACAGCUGUUGUAGAAUGUUUCAAUUCUGCACCGACUGAAACUUCAGAAUUUGUCGAAGAAUGGCCCGUACGGUUUUGCAAUCAUGGCAGAAUCUUGGAAGCUCAGUAUCAAAGAGACCGCUUUUCAAAGCGAAGAAGUGCUCUUAAGGCGCUCAGCGAGGCGAUCUGCUACGGAGAGCGAGCCCUGAAACAAAUGAAUGAAAACAGUGGCCGUAAGGCCGGUGUCCUGAUCUUGAUUGCUAAUUGGCUUUGCAACAAAUGGGAAUCAACGAAGGAUCUGAGACUGGUGGAGAAUGCUACUCAAAAGCUGGAUGAAGCCUACUCGUUACAAGAGUCCGAUAAAGGUGAAAUUUCUUUCAGCAAAUCGAUCAUCCUGGGGAUCCAAUACCGGAUAUCGAAGACGGCAAGUCGCACGAAUGAAGCCUUGAAGUAUCUGGACGAAGCCAUCUCAGAAGGCGAGAGAGCAAUCGAAAAGUUGACCGAGAACGACUCGCGUCUUGGUAAAUGGCACAAAAAUGUUGCCGAAAUGCAGAGGAUGAAGCUCCUUGACACCAACAGCGCUGACAAGCACUUGCGUGCCCAGUCGAAAAGAAAUUUCGCAAUUGCUGCAGAAGCCAAGAACGCGAGUUUUUCUGUACGUCUAUCUGCAGCUCUUGGAGGUGGACUGCUUCUUAUUGAGGAUGAGGCUAUGGAAGAAGCGCAUAAAAUUUUUCAAUGUGCAAUUGAACAGUUUCUUGCGUUCGAAAACUCUUUCGUUCUUCCACGAGAUUUGCAAGAGAACUUUCGACAAGCUUCAUCUCUCGCCGAGCACGCCGCCUCUGUCGCACUUCAGGUCGGAGAUCCUCCAUUUGUAGCACUUCGAUCUUUGGAACUAUCCCGCUGCAUCAUUUCAAGAUUGUCCAGGAAGACAAAAGUAGAUUUGUCCAAUCUAUACAAGGUCGAUGAAACUCUCGCCCGGAGAUACUCAUCAGCAAGAAGCGACCUUGAAAGAGAGAGAAGGCUGAUACAGCCACAUUACAUUUUCAAGCCGAAUGAAGAUAUGUGGUUGACGGACCUAAUGGGUCUCACAGAAGAUAUACAACAGCUGGACGCGUUCAAAAACUUCCAACAGCCGCUAACAGAGGCAGAAAUGAAAUUGACUGCGUCCGAGGGUCCAGUGGUUGUCGUCAACGUUUCGACUGUUUCUUCCGACGCAAUUAUUGUCACCAUUGACAAGAUCGUACGGUUGAACCUCCCCAAGAUGGGGUACAAGGACACAAGGGACAAAAUUCUCAUUUUGGAUGUGCUGAUCAGUCGAAAACAACGAGACUUCGCGCGAAGAAACGCCCAUAGACCUGCUAGUACGAUUGCAGCUGCUCUCGACGCCCUAUCAUGGCUGUGGGAGGUUGCUGUCAGAGAGAUUCUGAAAAAUCUCCCAAGAUCCACUCGGCGAGUCUGGUGGAUAACUACUGGUCUUGCCGAUCGACUUCCUUUUCAUGCCGCCGGAGACCACACUCCAGAUUCCAAAAACAACACACUCAAUUGCGUCAUGUCAUCAUAUGUCUCUUCUUUCCAGACAUUGCAAUACGCUAGAGAAAGAGCCAAGUGUACUUCCGCGAUCACUGAACGGAAUUCUCCUAAGAAGAUGUUCUUGGUGACUGUCACAAAUGAUCCGGACUCAUACGGCUACCUGAACACUGGCGCGGAAGUGGCUGCCGUCCAGAAAUUUUUCAAACCAGCACUCCAGGAUGAGGAACAAUUCUUCCAUCUCGAGAGCCCAAGCCCAGCGAGUGUUUUGCAUUUUCUUCGCCGCUAUUCAUUCGUUCACUUUGCUUGUCAUGGUGUUAGCAACGGCCAAGACCCAACUCAAAGCGGAUUGCUGCUCGUCGGGGAUCAAGGGGAGGGGGAAAUGUUAACAAUUGCGGAUAUUGAAUCAAGGCAGACAAAAGAGCACCAGCCAGGCGAGGUGGCCUAUCUUUCAGCAUGCUCGACAGCGAAAAUCCAACAAGAUGACACAUUAGCUGGCGAAGCAAUACACCUUGGGAAUCUGUUCCAGACCUUGGGAUUCCCCCAUGUGAUUGCGACGCUCUAUGGGGCCAAUGACGAGACUGCAGGUGAAGUGGCUGACGCAUUCUACGAAGAUCUGAUGCGUGAAGCAGACGGAAUACCAGGUGACGGGGAUUCAGUUUGCCUGGACGUUGUGGGAGCUCUGCAUAGAGCAACAAAGAAGGUUCGGAAUAAUCUCGAGGGCGAACACGUACUUGACUGGGUCCCAUUCGUCCAUAUUGGGCCAUAG